AUGGAGUCGGAAACUCAGAUAUCUCGACUAGUUUCCCAGGGCAUUCUAUCGUUCAAGUCCCUCAUUCAGUCUUUGGAGGGCUAUCCCGAUUCUCCGCCUCAAUAUCGUCCACUGGCUUCUUCGUAUUUAAUGAGAUACAAGCUCUGGGUUGCUAGCCUAGGUGCACAUCGGCCCUGUGGAACCAGUUCACUCGAAUACAAACUCCGUGACGCAUCCGGUAUACGAAACAACAUCAUUUCGUUGCUCCAAGAUCUCUGCCGUUCAAUCAACGAAGCGCGGUCAGCGGUUACCCCAAUUGGGAGCGGCGAGGUCUGCCCCGAUGAAGAUCAUGAUCCCCUCGAUGAUGAGCUCGCGGAACUUCUCUACAGUGAUGAUGAGGAUCCUACUAGCCGAUCCGAGCUUGAUGAUGCGCUGAGCAGAGUAGGAAACACGAUCGACUGCUUGCUUCGGCUGUCUGCAGCGAUUCGCAACCCGGCUCCGCACGAUUUCUCCAUGUCCAAGGUGGCAGUGGAACUCAUUGAAGCCUUUCAACCCCUGGCCAAGGACCACAUCCGCCAUAAGUUCGUCCAGAUUGAUGAGCCCCUCGUUGACCGUCUGGCCAAAUCAAUGGCAAUGCGCCGCCAGUAUCUCAAGUAUCGCGAAGAACAUGCCAGCCGAAUAGCCCGAGGACUGGAAGAGGUUGAGCAAGGGCUCCAGUGCGAUGCUUCCGAGUACACAACCACACAAACAGUUAUUUCUUCGCUCCCUGGCCAUCUCAAGGACAAUAAUGCUAUCUCUAGUACCUUGUUCACUGAUUUCGAUGACGUACGCUCGCAAACAUCGUAUGCACCAACGGAGGUCAACUCCAGCGAGCUCCGUGUUCCCAGAAUACCUCCAGAAUACGUUGACGGGCCCUUCAGAUGCCCCUAUUGCCAAAUGAUUAUCGCGAUAGAGACGAGACACGAGUGGAAGAAACACGUCUUCCGAGACUUGCAACCCUAUACCUGUCUUGAAGAAGCGUGUACCAUCCCAAAUCAACAGUUCUCCCGGCGCUCGGAAUGGGUCAUGCACAUGGAGCGCGAACACUGGAGGGUCUGGCAUUGCUUUCUAGGUUGCAAUGAGGCUUCGUUCGAUAACCUGGAUCAGUUCCUGAAGCAUAACCAGUCCGCCCACACCGGCGAGUUGGCAUCUUCCGGGGUAGGGCAUCAAGCAAACAUUCACGCUUCUUCCGUCAAGGAUAAGUCCAAGGCCCGCGGACAGUGUCCUCUGUGCCUCAAAGUACAACUCGGUACUGAAAAGGAGUACGCCUUCCAUGUCGGAGGACAUUUGGAAGGCCUGGCUUUGUUUGCCUUGCCUCGUGUUGAUGAUGACUACAUGUAUACCACCGGAGAUGACUCAGAUGAAGACCAAAACGAACAAGAUUUAGUCAAAGAAUCAGACGAAGAGGACAUGGAAGAAGACGAGCUUAGUACAUCGGCCGACACCGCUUAUCAUGUGGAACUAGAAGUACGUUCCGAAAACGGAGACAUUGACGGACGUCACAUCGAAGGAGAAGACCCGGGGGCUUAUGGAUUGUCUGAUGGCAUACUUGAUGAGAUUACGACAUAUGUGGGUGAGGCGCAAAGAUUACAACCACGAGAAGAAGAGCAACCUUCGGAGUCCAUCAAUAUGCGCGAUCAGCAGACCCGAACAAUCCAAGAUGUGCAACUGCAACAACAGCAACAACAAGAGCAACAGCAACAACAAGAGCAACAGCAACAACAAGAGCGAAAGCAACAACAAGAGCAACAGCAACAGCAACAGCAACAGCAAGAGCAACAGCAACAGCAACAGCAACAGCAACAGCAACAAGUGCAACCACCGGUCAAUAACCGACAAUCUGUUCCCCAGAAGCCGACGGACGGCGGUAAUUCAACUUCUGCGACUCCCGGUAUGCAGGCAGGCCCUGGUCAACCACAGCUGAACGGUCCGCAGAAUGCACAAACUGCGACGAUGGCAGCCCUUGCCACCAACCCUCGGGCGAUACAAAUGGCCGACAAUUUGGAUAUUCCCGCAGAUACGCUAAAUGCAUUGCGUGGGAUCCUACAGCCCGCGAUCCUGCCUCCAAAUUUGAAGAAAUGGGUUCAUCUAAAGGCCUGGCACCAGGCAGCAGGCCUACCUCCUCAUGUUCAGGACAAGGUCGCCCAGGUGUUGACUACUCACCAGCAGCAACAGAUCCGGCAGCUAUUACUUCAAAAGCAGCAGCGAGCACAGAUUGCCUCCAUGGGCGGAGCUCUAUAG
Molecule: messenger RNA, 2259 nt
Organism: Neurospora tetrasperma FGSC 2508
Lineage: Eukaryota; Fungi; Ascomycota; Sordariomycetes; Sordariales; Sordariaceae
Exons: 3
Coding region: 1-2259 (752 amino acids)
Source: RefSeq, a predicted model, not a curated record